Messenger RNA from Cercospora beticola, 3412 nucleotides. Its product is annotated as IPT/TIG domain-containing protein. The record is from RefSeq and is a predicted model, not a curated record. Gene Ontology annotation, cellular component: nucleus. Lineage: Eukaryota; Fungi; Ascomycota; Dothideomycetes; Mycosphaerellales; Mycosphaerellaceae.
CCACGGACCCCACAACGUGCGUCGCGAGAGGCGUCCCGUCGUCAGCUUUCCCUUUUUUCAACCUGGUAUGAGCGAAAAUUGCAAAUUACCACGACCUGCAUCGAUCUUGGCGAACCGCAUCGGAGGCUAAUUCCAGAGCAGGUAUCGUGAUUGUGUCAGCCAAAACACAGUCGCUACAGCGCUGUCGCUUUGAUACCGCGCUGGCAAUCCGCGUCGGGUACGCACAGUAGCGGAACGCCAGGUCCUUGGUACCAGCUUCGGGAACUACCCUGCAAUCUCCUGCGAACGACUGCACGAACAUCUAGAUUGCCUUUGCACGAGCGGAGCGUCAUCCUUUGAACCGAUUGACGCUGCCGACAGGACGGGAGUCGCAUUCUGACACUCACGUCAAAGAGCGAAGCGGUCUAUUUCCUGCAUGUCUCUGCUGCGGAUAGCUGCUGCAAACUCGCCCCACCAGUUCAUUCAGCCUACCGAGCGCGCAUUGGGAUCGUAAAGAGUGCCCGCGCGCACAAGCCCUGCGUCGUACAAGUUGCAGCAGACUGCCCCCUCUGUGCAUUCUGUCUUCUGUUCGACAUCCAGGUCAUUCGCCGAAGUUGGAACUGCGUAGACGUAUGCGUCACCAGGUCGAACGACGAGACAGCAAGCAGUGUCUGGUCGUUGAUGAAGACUGCGGCAUCCCAUCUUCACUCGUCGAAAGCUAUCGAUCACGAACCGAAACUGGGCCGCGGGCCCAACAAGAUCCCAGGAGCUAUCUGCUGUCGAUGUCGGAUUACGACAAAACGCAGAGUUACGAUGUGUACGACUACCAAACAGCCACACGACCCGAGCAGGGGCAACAUGCCUACGGCGCUUUCGCUGCACACCCUUCCUACGCCGCCGAUUAUGUAGCUGCUCAGGCGCAGGUACCAUCUGGUCUUCCCCAAUCAUCCACCACUAUCGGUCUGGUGCCUCCUGCUCAACAGUACGCGACGCAUGAUCCAGCCUAUUAUGGUCAGCAGGUGGCUCAGUACCCUGCAUAUCUCGAACAGCCCGCCCGUCAAGUUCCCACGAUACAGAGCUACACUCCGAACUCAGGUCCGCCAGGAACGCAAGUGACGAUCUACUUCUACAGCCCGUACGACUUUGAUGCACCGCGAGUCACACCAAUCAUCAUGUUCGGCACCAAGCGAUGCGAAAGCGUCUUGACGAAAACACCGCACGAGCAAGGCUUCCAAUAUUCGCUCCAAUCGACAACGCCUUCCUUGACUGAUACUCAUUCCCCAACGCCCGAAGUGCCAAUUCGCCUCAUCAUGGACGACAGCGCCGUUAGCUGGGAUUCGCCGCCGAACAUCGACAUUGGAAAUUUCACAUACCUCGAUCCACCGACUUACUACGCCCUCGAUUCGCCUCAAAUGACUGCCGCGCCGCUUCAGGCUCCUCGCAAACGCAAGUUGUCGUCGGACGCGUCUCCGCGACGCUCGCCAGCCAAGAAACCAUCGAUGCAGCAGUUUCCACAAUCGUACGCGCAAUCGCCCAGUGCUCAGUACAAGCGCCCAAGCGCUCAGGACGUGUAUCAGCACGGGAGAAGAUACAGCAGUGGAACAUCGGAAUACCAGAAUGCAUACAAUCCGUCGAUGUCGCGCAUGCCGUCGCAUCAGUAUUACGGCCAGUCCGCGAGUGCCACGCCUUCGCUCACAACAUCACAAAGCCCUUCAUGGUCCUCGUAUGCGCCAGGCGUGCAGACGACUCGCAGUCCUUCCAUGAACUCUCUGUCAGCUCACAGCAAGAGUUCGCAUCUCCUGCCUUCACCAGCCGGAGGAGUUGCGCCGCCUUUGAUACGCACCUCCACACUACACGGAUCGCCAACAACACCAGGCGCGUCGAUGACGAGCACACCAGUGUUUAAUCCCUACACCGUUUACCCGUCGAACACGAAGGCUAUGCUCAAGAUCGAAGGCGACCUCAAUAAGAUGGCAGACGGGUGGACUGCUGCAGAGUGGGAAGCAGGGCGUCGCCUAGUGCAAUUCAGACGCAGCCAAUCUGGCAGCGUGAUCUCAGCCACAUUCGAACCCGUCACGUUGGAGGACCGCCUGCCCAACAGCAUUUGUGUCAGCUGCAUCUGGUGGGAGGAAAAGCAGGAAUGCUACGUGACAUCGGUCGAUACGAUCUCACUACUGGAGUCUCUGGUCGCAGUGCGCUUCACGGUCGAGGAGAAGAACCGAAUCCGCCGAAACCUUGAGGGGUUCCGUCCGGCAACGGUCUCGAAGACCAAGGCAGACUCUGAGGCUUUUUUCAAGGCGAUCAUGGCAUUCCCGAACCCCAAACCACGGAAUAUCGAGAAAGAUGUCAAGGUGUUCCCAUGGCGCAUCCUGGCGACGGCUUUGAAGAAGAUCAUUGGCAAAUAUUCCGCAAGCUACUCGUCAACGGCCGGUGUGUUGCACGCACCGGGCUCAUCAGCCUACGCGGUGAGUCGCCCGUCUGAUGUUGGCAUCGAUCAGCGAACCGCGGCUUCACCACGUUCCGCCUCAAGUUCUGCCGCUUCGCAUCACGCAUAUGCCCCGCCACAGAUGUCGCAUAAUGUCUAUCACGGGAUGCCAGCAGGACUCGGCAUCGGGCCGUCAGGACAUCCAGAUCCACGCCUCUCUGUUCCUACAUCCGCUGGCGCACAGCCGAUGCACUACAGUUCGGAGCUUGGAUAUUCCAACUUCAGCUACCUGGCGUCCCCAGCGACUGGACUGCCAGGCACUGCGCAACAGUCGUACGCUUAUCAGCAGCGCAUCCCGUCACUGACAGGACCCACGACCAUUCCAGCCGAAGCCAGGUUCGUGCCCUUGCAAGAUUACGAGGGCCACCAGACCUCGACGGCUUGAGGCGUAUGGGUGUGUGGUUGCGUUUGAGUCGCAUCACUGGGAGCGACAGCUGAUCAACCAGCUCUCACGCGCUAGCCGCAUCGGAAGCUUUCGACACUCUUCACACACCACUUUCACCGCAAACCCAGUUUCAUCUGACCCACCACUGUCUUUGUUCCAAGGCAGAUGAUCCAACUCAGCCACCGAGAGGAUCACACCAAGGAGCAAAGCCCACAAAUUUUUUCAUACUUGACAGUUUUCUCUCUCAUUUGAAAAACGCCAGCAUUGCGACAGGCGUUUUCAUCACGAUCAGCAUAUUUAGCAUAGACUCUACCUUCACGGGAAAGAUACCCACUACACGGCGCCAAGUUGUUUUUUGGAAUUUCGGAUUAUCGCAUUUGCAUCCUCGGAGGAGCAUUCGAGAGAAGAUGAGAGGAGAGAAGGCAACACAAUUGGAAGAGGAGGAAGAGGUUAGCGACAGCAUUUUCCCAUCGCAUUAAUUCUCACAUGGCUUUGCGCUCUCGCUUAAUCGAACAGUGCGACGAGCGACUGCGAAGGAGGUCUGAUGUCGUCCGGAUGACGAC